Messenger RNA from Lactuca virosa, 1289 nucleotides. Lineage: Eukaryota; Viridiplantae; Streptophyta; Magnoliopsida; Asterales; Asteraceae. The record is from the annotation of a GenBank genome assembly.
CUCGCACUCAAACCCAAAACAUUCGUGCGGUUCGUUCGCUAUUCCUCUUUGCUACGCACCCAAAUAUUCAAAUUAAAAGAAGCAAUUCCCAAAUAUUGAACUUGUAAACAAUUUUCUCGGCCAAAACUAUCGUCACACAAACCCCAAAACAUGGUUCGUUUCGGUGGAUGUUUCCCUUCGUCACGCAUCUAACUAACCCUAGAUCUUUUGAUUAUUUAGGAAGUGGGAGUUCAUUUGAUCAGAGUUCUGGCAAUCCUCGUUUAGGAAUGGAUAUGACAAGGAGAGUGACUAGUAAUCAGAAUCAUAAUGAUGCAUCUAGCAGUAUGACUAUCAAAACUGAUGAUGUGGGACCUUGGUCAUAUCUCAACCAUGAUGUGCUUUUGUUAGUCAUGAUGCAACUUGGAGUGAUCGAUUUUCUUGCAUUCAGUGGGGCUUGCAAGUCAUGGAGAUCAGUAGCACUCAGUAAUUGGAAAACAUUUAUGGCAUCCAAACCACCAAUGCUGAUGUUGAUCCCUCCCAUUGGUAAUAAUGAUAGGCAAUGCUGGCUAGUGGAUUCUGAAGGAAAAGAGUUCAGAACCAUAAUUCCCCAUUCUGCUGGCUGGGGAUGUGUUGGAUUAACUUCUGGGUACUUGAUCUUGUUGAGGAGGAUAACGUAUGACUUCUGGCUUGUGAAUCCUAUCACUAGGCAUGAACUUCAUUUCCCUCCUGCUCCUUGUGUAUCUGAUUAUGUAUCAAAAAUCACUUCUGUCCUUUUCUUUUCACCUUCAAUAUCUAAAUUGGUGUUUGUUAUCUUAGCCGGUAAUCAAAUAUGGUUUUCUAUAGAGAAUGAGGGAGCAUGGAAUUUUGUUUCCUCCACUUUCGACUUUACCUUUAAAGAUUUACAUGUUUUUAAUGAGAGGAUAUAUAGUGUAAGUAAUAGAGGUCAUUUUUGCGAACUCACACUCGAGCCUGAGCCCAAACUGACUUUACUAGAAACCAAGAAUCUUCUUGAUAAGGACUUAUCUUUCCAUGAGCUUGUAAGUUGGGGUGAAAAUAUUUAUGUGAGGGAAAACUUGAAGGUUUAUAAAUUAGAUUUUGGUGAAGUGGAAUGGGUGCCUUUUCAAUAUACAGAAGACGAACAUGAUUUUGCUUUCUUUAUUAGCCACUUGAGUCAUGGUGCUGCUGCUACACCAGAUUCGUGGGGGUCACAUACUGAGAGAUAUGCUGUUUAUGAAGGAGGCGGAAAUGGAAGGUUCCUUAUUGCAGUUCAAUGCGGGACCCGGAAAGAAUUAAAUGGAAAGAUGAAGUAG